ACCACUAAUCAACAAGUUUUUUUGACAUGGAUAUUACAUAAAAACAUGUAUUAUAAUUUAAAUAUCUUACAGCUGAUUUCUUCUUUCUCAACCCUGUGUUGGGAUAAGAGGUAGGUAUGAGGUUAAUAUUGCAACAACACACAUCCUUAUCAUUUAUUAACAAUUUUGGUAAGAUGAAAAUUCCUCAUACUCAUGAAUAUUUAACUUUGAAUUUAGACACGCUUUUGUUUCCUUAUCACAGCAAACCAACCAUAGAACCGAUCAAUCUAAUACUCAUUAACAUGCCGCAUUAUCGUGCAUCGAACAUUUACCACAAAAAAUAUCAGUGUAUUCUUUCAAAAGUCCCACUCUUGUUCGUUAAAUUGCCAUUAAUCUUGGGCCCAACAAUUACGCCCUUCGUCGCGCUACAUGCCAUUUUACAAAACGAACCACUCGAACGCACUAACUAAUGAUUGAUGAAUGCUGAUGAUUGAUAGAUCCCGCUUGCAGUGCACAAUUUAAUUUGAGGCAUAGUGCAAUUCAAGCAAACGACGCGCAUACGCCUUCAGUUAACCACAUCAAUGUGUCACAAUUUCCAUCGAAAGAACUAAAUGCCUGUUUUGGCAGUGGUUCUGUAGUGCACGAGCUGUGCCCCUCCUUACCAGUGCGUCACUGGUAACAACUGUACAAAUAUUGAACUUUCCGAGAUGUUUUACCCCAUUUGUGUGAGCCUUUUCUUGCAAACGUUUUUGUUUUUGUUUGCUGCGGUAAAGUGUGUGUAAGUGUAGCAAGAAUAGGACUAACCAGCUAGUAGCUUAGUUAUGGUUUCUUUAUUUAGCAACUUCAAACGCCCACCUCAGUGAGCGCUCUAGUUAGGUUAGAUAAGCUGGAAUUAUUGAAGCUGAUUCUACAAUAUUGGAUAAGAAGGCUCCAAUGUUUCCUGCCUCGGCUGAUGCAAUGAAGUCCGUGAUCUGAGUCUGAUUCAACAAAGAUAAUGUGCCCACGAAAGUUUAGUCAGCGAUGCCAGAACUGGUUACAAUAAUGGCCUGGGUGAAACUAAACUAUAAAAGCAACAAAAUAAAUUGCGGUUGUGAAGUUUUUUUUAUAUUCAGUUUGGUUAGAUAAAAUUACUCUCCUCUGUUUUUUCACUACGUUAUUACUUUUUUUAUUCAUAAAAUACAUGCUUAAUUGCAAUCGCAUUUACCCUAAAAAAGAGAAAGCAAACGUAACGAUCGCAUUCAGUAUUGAUCCCUGUGCAGCCGUAUACACUCCCAAGGAAGUGUAUAAUUUUUAUUCGAUUUGAAUUAGUAAUCAACUUAAGUUUAUUUAUUCAUAGUCACUGAACAUGCAUUCCAUUUAUCCAUUGCAUUAAAAAGACCAAUCAGUUACUAGUUGUCCAUCUUAAGCUAUAGUUGCUUUCAAGUGAACAAUGGUUACUAAAGUGAUUCCAUUCUCCAACUCUGAUCAAGAUGAUGUGACCGUACCGUCGAAAUGGAAAAUCUUUAAACUACAGCGUAUGAUUCUGCUUAUCUUCGGAUGCUGGCCGUCAGAUCGUUUAGGACGUCCUUGGUAUAUGAAGGCUCUUGCCGCCAUUAAUCUACUAACGCUUGCGGUGUGCAUUGCGGGUGAAUCACUCUAUGGUGUCUACUCUUACCGGAAUGGUCGCUUAAAUGAAGCUAUCGAAAGCAUUUGUCCAACCGCAUCUCGUCUCUCCGGAUUCUUACGCAUGAGUUUCAUGCUAAGCAACAAGCAAAAAAUCGUGAACGUUCUUAACAGGAUCAGCAACAUCAUUCAAAGUAAGUAAAUUUUCUACGGCGUUGUUGGCUUCCUUACCUCAAGCUUGUCCCAAGAUCUUGUGAUUUGGAGAACCAAAUCACAUUACUCCAUUAGUGUUUGCAUAUUUCAAGACAAAGUGAACAAAAAAACUAUCACCAAACACCAAAUGUUCAUAAAUCGUUUGCUUAUGAUCUUUAUUCUACUGAGCAGAUCAGCAUCCACGUGAAAAUAGUGGUACUACACGGUUAAUGUUACUCGGACAACAGUUUACGAAAUAUAUGUUGUAUGCAAGUGUCGGUACCGCCGUAUCAUACGGUAUUAUACCGUACAUCAUCAUGGCCUACAGUUGGUUUCAAGGUCAAUAUCCUCUCCCAAAGCUUCUACCAUUUAAACUAUUGUAAGCACAGAGACGCAUUACCGUCUAACGUAUAAUCAAAUAAUAUAAACAGCUUUUUUCCACAGGCUACCAUUUGAUUCGCAAGAUCCGGUCUUGUUUACAUUAUCAACCAUAUUUCUUAAUUAUGCCUCAAUUUCUACCGUUACCUCGAUGUUGGGCGAUGUUACACUGUUCACCGGGAUCUGCCUGUACAUUUCCGGUCAGUUUCAGGCCAUCAAGUUGGAAAUGGAAGCUAUUUCAGCGACACUCGACAAUAACUCCGUGAAGAGCUCCGCUUCCGAAACUCGACGUGUAAAUCUCGAACUAAGGCGCAUCUGUAAACGACACGAAGAUAUCAUUGAUUUGGUGGCAGACACUCGCAGUGCCUUUACGCCUAACAUUUUAAUCGUUUACAUCUUCGCAUCUAUCAUGCUAUGUGUUGUUUGUGUUGCAGUAUUUGCAGUAAGUAUGUACCUAAUUCUAAAGGGACUUUCUUUGACACAUGAGUUGUAUUCGCUACAGGUCGAAGGAAUCUAUAAACUCAUCUACAUUCCUUACACGAUGUCUGUACUCACGGUUCUGUAUUUUUACUCGUACAGUGGUACGGUCAUCUCCUAUUCGAGCGAUUCCGUACAAACGAUGGCGUACGAUUUCCCUUGGUAUCGAUUCGACCGCAACACUCGUCAUCUUAUUCAAAUGAUGAUGAUUAGAGCUCAAUACGGAUCUAACGUUGACGUGCCAUUCUUCGAAACAUCCUUGGCCAGCUUUUCGACAAUCGUUCGUACAGCUUCUUCAUACAUUACCUUAAUGAAAUCCUUCUUGUAAUUCCACACCAAACAACCAGCGUUUUCAAAUUUCAUCAAUAUUCAUGGGCUAUAAAUAAUCCUCAACUUUUUUUUGCAGUACGAGGUCAACU
Anopheles funestus (African malaria mosquito) is the source of this 3047-nucleotide messenger RNA. RefSeq names its product odorant receptor 22c-like. Gene Ontology annotation, cellular component: plasma membrane. Gene Ontology annotation, molecular function: odorant binding; olfactory receptor activity. Gene Ontology annotation, biological process: sensory perception of smell; detection of chemical stimulus involved in sensory perception of smell. The coding region runs from base 2303 to 2956 and encodes 217 amino acids. NCBI's taxonomy places the organism in Eukaryota, Metazoa, Arthropoda, Insecta, Diptera, Culicidae. The record is from RefSeq and is a predicted model, not a curated record. The transcript is spliced from 3 exons.